CCCGAACCUUCUAGAAACACCAAACCAACCAGCGCUCCCUCUCUCUCUCUCUUCUCUAUCUCUCUUCUCUAUCUCUCUCUACCUAUAGUUUUCCGGCGAGCUCAACCUCUUUUGUCCGUUCCGGCGGCCGAUUAACUGGCUUAAGCCGCUGUCCGGUGUCGAGAACAUUCCAUCGAUCGCUUCGUCCGAAGAGGCUUCGCUUUUCAGGCUCCGAAUAUUGAAGGAAGUAGUUAUAUAUGGCGCCGUUGCCGGUUGAACAAACCGGCGAGUCGGCCGCCGGAGAGUCGCAGAGAUCUCUUCCGACGCCGUUUCUUACUAAAACCUACCAGCUCGUGGACGAUCCCUGCUUCGACGACUUGAUUUCGUGGAACGAGGACGGAAGCACGUUCAUCGUUUGGCGACCAGCCGAAUUCGCGAGAGAUUUGCUCCCCAAAUAUUUCAAACACAACAACUUCUCGAGCUUCGUCCGGCAGCUCAACACUUAUGGGUUCAGAAAAGUUGUGCCUGAUCGGUGGGAAUUUGCGAACGAGUGUUUCAGGAGAGGCGAGAAAGGGCUUCUCCGAGACAUACAACGGCGGAAAAUCUCGGCGGCGAUGACGUCGUCUACGAAUGGACAGACCGUAACCGUCGCGGUCCCGCCGGCAGCAGCAGCUCGGGUAGUUUCCCCGGCGAACUCCGGUGACGAGCAAGUUCUCUCGUCGAACUCGUCUCCGGCGGCCACAGCCACGGCCAUCGCAUACCGAGGUACAAGCUGCACGACGGCGCCGGAGCUUCUAGAAGAGAACGAGCGGCUGAGAAAGGAGAACGCGCAGUUGAACCAAGAGGUCAGCCGCCUGCGUGGCUUGUGCGACGGCGUACUCGCUCUAAUGACGAACUACGCCUCCGGCCAACAGGAUCCCGUCGGAGUCUCGGUGGGGCAAGCUCUGGAUCUGAUGCCGGCGACAUGUCCCGCGGCGGAGGUUGCCUGCGCCGCCGCGGCCGGAAGCGGAGUGAAGGCGGAGGAGGAACCGAUCUGCCCCCGGUUGUUCGGUGUGGCCAUCGGUGUGAAGCGCGUGAGGCCGGGCGACGAGGACGAGCCGGAGAACCAAGGCCAGGAUCAGGUGGAACCGCAGGCACCGGACGUGAAAUCGGAGCCGUUGGAUGGGCGGCCCGAUCAACGACACGAUUCAUCUCCCUGGCUGGAAAACUUGUGAUUUUCGCCACGUGGGUUGAGCCGAUUGGGAGAUGGGGACCACGUGGACGGUGACGCGAGCAACGAGGAAGGGGUAGACGAGGGACACGUGCCGGGGCGUUCGUUCUGGCCUCUUCUGGUGCGGGAGGGUCGCUAUUGCUUGGGCCUGAAAUCUUCCAGAUCCAGACCUCACGGCGCGCUUGGGCCUCCAACUGAUUUUGCGCUUAAAUCUAUGGCCUAAUUUGCCCACUUCGCUUUAGGGAAAUUUGGGUCAAAUCAAACGCCAAGUGAAGCGACGGGAGGAUGGAGGAGAGAGAGCUGCUGGAAAAAAAAAAGGGGGGUCUUUCAGGGAAGGGGUAUGAGUCGUGGAGGAGUUAAGUCUGUUAAGACAAUAAUUGCUGGUGACUUUGAGUGGGUGAGGUCGUAGUCUUCUUUUUUGUUAACUUAUUUAGGUUUGAUCUACUGAUCAUUUUUGUGCAUGAUUCCCAAAAUUAGGGCUAAUCCCUUGUUGGGUUAUCAUUUUGCAUUUUAAAUUUUAUUAACCGAAUAAAAAUUAGUUAUUUAUCAAAAA
Messenger RNA from Diospyros lotus (date-plum), 1742 nucleotides. RefSeq names its product heat stress transcription factor B-2b. Gene Ontology annotation, biological process: regulation of transcription by RNA polymerase II. The coding region runs from base 237 to 1193 and encodes 318 amino acids. Lineage: Eukaryota; Viridiplantae; Streptophyta; Magnoliopsida; Ericales; Ebenaceae. The transcript has 3 exons. The record is from RefSeq and is a predicted model, not a curated record. Gene Ontology annotation, molecular function: RNA polymerase II cis-regulatory region sequence-specific DNA binding; DNA-binding transcription factor activity. Gene Ontology annotation, cellular component: nucleus.